Molecule: messenger RNA, 2038 nt
Organism: Rhododendron vialii
Lineage: Eukaryota; Viridiplantae; Streptophyta; Magnoliopsida; Ericales; Ericaceae
Product: pyruvate kinase, cytosolic isozyme
Exons: 4
Coding region: 249-1781 (510 amino acids)
Biological process (GO): glycolytic process
Cellular component (GO): cytoplasm
Molecular function (GO): pyruvate kinase activity; magnesium ion binding; potassium ion binding
Source: RefSeq, a predicted model, not a curated record
GCAUGUGAAAUCCGACACGACACAACUUCACCCCAACCCAGCAGCUACCGACACCCCUUCUCUCUCUCUCCCUCUCUCUCACUGACCUACCAGUGGUGUGGAGAGCAGAAAAGGCUGCGCAGGUGGACUGGUAGCAAGCACGAGGGUCAAAGGUUGGUUUGGUAGUACAACCGAGUUCUAUUUUUCUCUCUGUGGUGAGGUGUAUUGAACUUGUUUGUGCAACUGAAAGCAAGAGUUUGUUCUUGGAAAUGGCAAACAUAGACAUCGAGGGAAUCUUGAAGGAACUGCCGAAUGAUGGCCGUAUACCAAAGACGAAGAUCGUUUGUACCCUUGGACCAGCUUCUCGAAGCGUGCCAAUGAUCGAGAAGCUUCUGAGGGCGGGUAUGAAUGUUGCCAGAUUCAACUUCUCCCAUGGUACUCAUGAAUACCACCAGGAGACCUUGAACAAUCUUAGGAUUGCCAUGCACAACACCGGCAUCUUGUGUGCUGUCAUGCUUGAUACCAAGGGACCUGAGAUUCGAACUGGUUUCCUAAAGGAUGAAAAGCCUAUACAACUCAGGGAAGGUGAGGAAAUCACUGUUAGCACUGAUUACAGCAUAAAGGGGGAUGCGAAGACGAUCUCCAUGAGCUACCAAAAACUGGCCGUUGACUUGAAACCUGGGAAUGUCAUCUUGUGUGCGGAUGGCACUAUAACUCUCACUGUCUUGUCAUGUGAUCCAGCUAAUGGAAUAGUGAGAUGUCGUUGUGAGAACACUGCAGUCCUGGGUGAGAGGAAGAAUGUCAAUCUUCCUGGUAUUGUGGUGGAUCUUCCCACACUCACAGAGAAGGACAAGGAAGACAUCCUACAAUGGGGUGUUCCUAACAACAUUGAUCUGAUUGCGCUCUCUUUCGUGCGCAAGGGCUCAGACCUUGUUAAUGUCCGAAAGGUGCUUGGGUCCCAUGCCAAGAACAUACAAUUAAUGUCAAAGGUCGAGAACCAAGAGGGAGUCAUCAACUUUGAUGAGAUCUUACGCGAGACGGAUUCCUUCAUGGUUGCUCGAGGUGAUCUUGGGAUGGAAAUCCCUGUCGAGAAGAUAUUCCUGGCACAGAAGAUGAUGAUAUACAAGUGUAAUCUCGUUGGAAAGCCAGUGGUAACUGCGACUCAAAUGCUUGAAUCCAUGAUCAAGUCUCCCAGGCCAACCCGUGCCGAGGCCACUGAUGUAGCUAAUGCUGUUCUUGACGGCACUGAUUGUGUCAUGCUUAGUGGGGAAAGUGCAGCUGGAGCCUAUCCAGAACUUGCUGUUAAAAUCAUGGCUCGGAUUUGCAUAGAGGCAGAAUCUUCACUUGAUUAUGGGGCCAUCUUUAAAGAGAGGAUAAAGUCAACUCCGCUGCCAAUGAGCCCGUUGGAGAGCCUUGCUUCCUCAGCUGUCCGAACCGCUAACAAGGCUAGAGCAAAACUCAUUGUCGUGUUGACUCGCGGUGGGACCACUGCAAAACUAGUUGCUAAGUAUCGACCAGCUGUCCCGAUCCUGUCGGUUGUAGUUCCAGUUUUGACAACGGAUUCUUUUGAUUGGACAUGCAGUGACGAGACCCCUGCAAGGCAUAGCCUCAUCUACAGAGGAUUGAUUCCACUCCUUGCAGAAGGAUCCGCGAAGGCGACUGAUGCAGAAUCAACAGAGGUGAUAUUGGAAGCUGCACUCAAGUCAGCAACAGGGAAGGGGUUGUGCCAGCCAGGUGAUGCUAUUGUGGCCCUUCACCGUAUUGGCGCUGCCUCGGUUAUUAAGAUCUGUGUUGUUAAGUAAUAAUAUGGAAUGUGGAGCGUUUCUGGAUUUUCUGGCUUCAGGAGGGUGCGGCAACAACUUAGGUGGACCUCCUUUUUGCUUUGUGUUCCUUUGUCAUUACUAUGGUUAAUCUACGAAAGUAUGAUAGGAUUCUAUUAUUUUCCAUUGAUUGUCAGAUAUGUUUCAGGAUCCAUAUGGAUGGUUGCCUUAAUAUGACCUUUGAUUUCCCUUUGCUUAGUAUUAAGUUUAAUAUUUAUCCAAUCACCUGCACUCUUAAA